Molecule: messenger RNA, 7025 nt
Organism: Armigeres subalbatus
Lineage: Eukaryota; Metazoa; Arthropoda; Insecta; Diptera; Culicidae
Gene: Btk29A
Product: tyrosine-protein kinase Btk
Exons: 13
Coding region: 2381-4357 (658 amino acids)
Biological process (GO): intracellular signal transduction; protein phosphorylation
Cellular component (GO): plasma membrane
Molecular function (GO): non-membrane spanning protein tyrosine kinase activity; ATP binding; protein binding
Source: RefSeq, a predicted model, not a curated record
CGCAGUCCCAAAGUAGAGUUCCCGACGAUAAGCCGUGUAUGGCGUACGAUUGCUCCCAAAUUGGGUUUCGUUGAAUUGCAUCCCCCCAUGUUCUUGCGAUCCUUUGAGAUGAUCGAGUUUAAAGAGCUUACAUGGAGUUCGGUUCGAAGUGAAACGGUGGUCACUGUUAUUAAUUCGUCACAACUAUCACUCACGAAUGUUGAGUGAUAACAUAAGGGGAUCGUGUUCAAAGUCGAACUAUCUGAAGAUCUCGUGCAAAUAUCCAAGGCGAAAAACUCGUUUCCGAAUUGAUGGUGUAUAGUUAUUAUUAGUAGUACUGGUUCAGCUGGUGGUUUGGAGUUGAAGGCGAAGUUUCGAGUGAGAAAGAGGGUGGAGGUCCCUACCCCGCACGGCCUGGCGAGCUCCAAGAGUGUGUCGAUCGCGGGUCUCCGCAGUGCCGUGUAGUGCGAAGAAGAAAUCAAACAGGAAAAACCAGUGAUACUGAAAUCGAAAAGAUUUGUGGAACGUGCGCUAAAGAAGUGCGAUUGGUCAAAAGUUGCCAAUAUUUUUGUUGUUGCUGGAGGUUGGCGAUGAAGAAAGAAUCGCAGUAUUAACAAAAGAAGGAAAAGAGUUGCACGGGGCCAAGCAUUGAACGCCGUGUGCAGAAGUGAGGUGUUUUUGGAGUCGCCGUUUUUGCAGUUAUCUUAUGCAGUGAUCGUGUGAGCAGAAAGAGAAAUAUCGGAGCAAUCUUCUGACAAAGGCAGACAUCCAACGCAUUCUUCUCUAACGGUUCGACCGUCAUCUAUGGCAUAAUUGAGGACACAUCCAUCGCAAUUACAACCGAUACAGUUGUAACACGACACCUAUGUGGACGUAAAUUGAAGUGUUUUUCUCCCGAUUAAUCAUUCGAAGUGGAGUGGCGCGUGGUGGCUGAAAGAGUGGAUGAUUGAGUUGGGCGACUGAUUGCAGUGUUUCAGAUAUCAAACAAAAAAACUGUUUGAAGCACCCUCUCGUCUGCCCAAAACUCCCCCAGAAGAGGUUGUUUUUAUUUGACAAACACCGGAUCACUACAGUACGAGCGAUUGUUAUUGGUGCGUAAUUACAAACCCGUUCCAGCAAGGGCCACAGGCUACGCGUGAACUUGCCCAAAACGGAGCUAAGACAAAUUAAAAGUGCGAGUGAGGAGAGAAAAGUGAGAAAGCAAACAAAGAAGGUUUGAACCUCAAGCCCGAAAUCAACCGUGAACCCGAUCCGGGCCAGACCACAGCGCGCUGGCGAGGAGAACAUACGAAGAGGGCUCAACAACAUAUCGCUUCUUUCGCUCCCUCGUUGCUGGUGUGGAACGAGCGAAACGAGAGCAUCACGAAUCCUCCCGCGGGACCAUCAUCAGUCAUCGUCGGAACGGCCUAGGUGACGCGCACGCUUUUCCGCUUGCGCUGGGAUCCCAUUUCUCCCAAGUUGGACUUCUUGAACGAUCGAUGUCGAGUGUGCGCGCGUGCAUUUACAAGCCCCAGCUGCUCACGGGUAACGCUUUCCAGAUAAUUUAAUUCACACACCCGAAACACGGUUAUGUAUUGUUGUUAUUGGGACCUCGGUUGGAUCACCAUAAGAAAGUGGCAGCAGCAGCAACUGCGGUCGCGGAACAGUGAGUGGUUAAUCAGAUCCGGGCACACAGUUGGAGAAGAAGUGAUUGUUUUCUAGAAGGCCUUCCCUGGCAAGCGAAGAAACAGUGAAGAAGCGGGUGGCUGGUUGCAGCCACUCCUGAAGUAGAGGAAGAUAAAGUGAUUUCAUCCACCACUGAGAAAACCUGUUUUAGGUCCGUGAAAGGGCAGCUGCGUGAUUCCACUUUAUGUUCCGUCUAGGUAUCUGCCGGUCUCCAGUAAGGAGGUUGCACCACUCUCGAAAGUGUUGUCCGUGUGUGCAGAGACUUGGUCAAUCCAGUGUGACCAAGAUGUGAAACGAGCGAGUACGACUGAGCUGGAGUGCGCGAUAACGCCUUGAAGUGAAGUGAAGAACUCUCGUCGUCGAUAGGCGGUAAACCAUCGACUAACUGCGCAAUGCCCUAUCAGAGCGGCCGGUGGCACCACCCUACUAUAUUAGGUGCUUGAUCUGAAGAGGUAAUUCUGGCGAAUCGGUGUGCCAAUUUGAACCACCUUGUGCUGCAGAAUUGGUUUUGUAGAAAGUGAGAAGCUGACUGCACCCGCACUAGCAGGGGUACACAUCGAUCACAACAAAAGUGCCCUUCGGUGCAAGUGAAGUGAAACUGAAAUCGAGGUCCUAGUGCCCGUACAUGAAAAUACAGGUUUUCAACGAAAAAGUGGUUCGAACGGGAAAGGCAUCUGGAAGGUGAUCCGGUUUUUUCGGACGCCGGGAAGCCCGACAGCCCGGCAAGGCCUCCUAAAUGAUUCCGUGCGUGAGCUUGACCGAAACCAGUGUCCUUGGUAAUAUGAAAGAGCGCGUUAAAGAGAUGCGCGUCUUCGGUUGUCGAUUAAACUUCUGGAACAAUGUUACCGCUAAUUUUAGCAAUAAAGGUAACGGAAGUUCACCCGCCCAAAACUCGUCUCGAAGCAUCAGCCCCAACACGCAGACCCAUCAUCCGAACGGUCACCUGCAGCAGGGGUCGCAUCUCAUCUCGGGCACCGGAUCGGAUCGAACGUCACAGCAGCAGCAGCAGUCGCCGAGCCAACCCGGCAAUCAGUCACCGCAGUUGCUAUCCCAUCAGCAUCCGAACCAGCAGAAUCCGCAGCAGCAACAGCUUCAGCCUCAGGGCCCCAACUCCCAGCAGUCUUCCCACUCGCCCUCGCUGCAGCAUCAACAGCUACAGCAUCAGCAGUCUUCCCAGUCACAUCACCUCAACAGCAGUUCGAGCAGUUUAGGCAACAUCACGCCCACCUUUGCUCAGCCCCAGUCCCCCACACACUCAUUCAAAACGGCGUCCAUCAACGGUGCAGGUCAUCAUACGAACGGAGGCGAGCUAAAUAUGCCCGGUGGUCCGACUGCAACGCCCGGAACACCAAAUUCAAAGGCUAAGGAUGUCUCGCCUCGGGUCAAGAUCGUGGUAGCACUGUACCCCUUCAAGGCAAUCGAAAGUGGCGAUUUAUCGCUGGAAAAGAACGCCGAAUACGAGGUGAUCGAUGACUCCCAGGAGCACUGGUGGAAAGUAAAAGAUCAGCACGGUACCAUUGGAUACAUUCCCAGCAACUACGUCAAGGAGAAAGAAUUGCUUGGAUUGCAAAAAUAUGACUGGUACGUGGGGGACAUGUCCCGCCAGAGAGCUGAGUCGUUGCUCAAACAAAACGACAAAGAAGGUUGCUUCGUGGUGAGAAAGUCAUCUACCAAGGGCCUCUACACUCUAUCGCUACAUACCAAAGUACCCCAAUCCCAUGUAAAACACUACCACAUCAAACAAAAUGCACGCAGUGAGUUCUACCUCUCGGAGAAGCAUUGCUGUGAAUCGAUUCCGGAUUUGAUCAACUACCACCGGCACAACUCCGGUGGUCUGGCGUGCAGACUGAAGACUUCCCCCUGCGAUCGGCCAGUGCCGCCAACUGCCGGUCUAUCUCAUGACAAAUGGGAAAUCCAUCCCUCGGAACUGAUGAUUUUGGAGGAGUUGGGUUCCGGCCAGUUUGGCGUCGUAAGACGAGCCAAGUGGCGUGGUUCCAUCGAUACGGCCGUCAAAAUGAUGAAGGUCGGAACCAUGUCCGAGGACGAUUUCAUCGAGGAAGCAAAAGUUAUGACAAAACUCCAGCACCCGAAUCUGGUACAACUGUACGGCGUAUGCUCCAAGCACCGACCCAUCUACAUCAUCACCGAGUACAUGAAACAUGGUUCCCUUCUCAACUAUCUGCGAAGACAUGAGCAGUCGUUGAUCGGAAACAUGGGUCUCCUGCUCGAUAUGUGCAUACAGGUCUGCAAAGGAAUGUCUUAUCUCGAACGACACAACUACAUCCAUAGGGAUUUGGCCGCGCGUAACUGUCUGGUUGGAUCGGAGAACACCGUCAAAGUGGCCGAUUUUGGAUUGGCCCGGUACGUGCUCGACGACCAAUACACCAGUUCUGGCGGUACCAAGUUCCCGAUCAAGUGGGCUCCACCAGAGGUACUGAACUACACCCGAUUCUCGUCCAAGAGUGAUGUUUGGGCGUACGGUGUUCUAAUGUGGGAGGUGUUCACGUGCGGAAAGAUGCCCUACGGUCGCCUAAAGAAUACGGAAGUGGUGGAACGCGUUCAGCGAGGAAUUAUUCUAGAAAAACCCAAAGCAUGUGCAAAGGAAAUUUACGACGUGAUGAAAAAGUGUUGGUCCCACGGCCCCGAGGACAGACCUGGCUUCCGGAUACUCAAGGAUCAGUUGGCAGCCGUUGCUCAAGGUCUCACCGAUUAAGCCAAUCUCUUGCUGCAAUGCAGUUCUGCAAUCUUCAACCACAAAUACAUAGACCCACAGCCACACCCACAUACACACAAAUACGUCGUAUAUAAUAUACACAUAUGGAACAAGAAUGAAAAAAAUACCAAUUUUAUCCUAGAGUCAGUAGGGAAUUCUGUUGUCUUUUCAAAGCAUCUCUAUACGUCGUGCAUCCUACUGCUGAACGAUAUUCGAUAGUGAGUUUGUCCAUUUCUUUAUUAUUAUGAAGACCGAUAUCGUGCGCUUACACAAAAACAAAGCGUGAACUUGACCAUAUCUUUGAGAUAGCGAAGAAAUGCGGUUUCCUACCGCUACCACCACCACCCAGUACAUAAACCGAUAGCCAAAACUGAAUGCAGUUCCCAACAACUGAGAAAAGUCGAAACAGACGUGAGCAAAAAAUUUAAACACUCCAGUUAAUAGACUUUACUAGUAGAUAUUACAUAACUUCAAGUGUUAUACAAAACUGUUUAUUACAGUAAUUCUAACUUUCAGUAUGAAGUCCUUUUCGGUGCUGAUAUCGUUUAAAAUUGAAGGGACUUAAUCAUUCCUUUGCAACUCGAACUUCUCAUAUUUUUCAAAAUUCCUAUAGUUUUCGUUACACAUUCAUUGACUGAUGCACACAACAAAACCGUUCACACAAAAUAGGAAGCGUUAUCGUGGAGCCAGUUACUAAUACACACACUAAAUGCAAAUGUUAAUCAAAAUCAAAAUAGGUUUUCCCCCCCAAUUUGCCAACUGAUAGUGUUAUUGGAGCAAGUUGGUUAGCGAAAAGGAACAUGAAUAAGCAAAAAAGAUACAAUAAUUUUUGUGACUAUUAUUGAUUAGGAGAAAAGAGUUUUGGAUAACCGAUGAGUGAUGAGUCAUCUGGUCCACGGAAUGAGCUAAGGAACACGGAUAAUAGAUUUUUUGUCUUUUCCAGUCCUCAAUUGGGGUUUUAGCAAACGCUCAAUGACUAGAACUUUUUUAUUUUGUAUUAACACCCGAUAGUCUAGGUCUUUUGGAAAGCAAGGAAACUCAUUUUGGUUUAAUUUAAACAUUAUUGUAAUGCUUCAAUAAAUUUUAUUCUUUUUAUGUACGGUGAAUUUCAUUCAAACCCCAAAUUUCUAGGUAUGUUGGUUGACGAUAGAAUGUAAAGGUUACAGCAUUUUUAAAUCGUUAAUUGUGGAUGGUUUUCAACAUUGUUUUCUAAGAAACAUAAUUACAUUCAGUAUCUGUGGACCAUGGCACGUUAAUGAGUAACUUUCUUAUCAUUGUUAUCUACAAAUCUUUCCAAUAACAUUUUAUUAAUAUAAAUUAGGGUAAUCGGUUUAGAAAUACCCUACUCAAUAUUGUGCUUGUUUAGAUCAGAAUCUUCAAAUCGUCCAAGCUUUGGUGGUUCAAUAUGAACGAGCAAAAUGAAUUUUGUUCUCAAAGUUCGUCAAUGAGAGUAGAAAAAAGCAGAGCUAUGUUUAUAUUACGAAUUGGUAUUUACUUUCUAGGAAACCUUGAUUUUCUGGUGUUAAAAUGCAUUAUCUCUCAGUUUUUGAGCAAACAUUUAGUAGAAAACGGUAGUUUGUAAGGGAGACGUCAUAACGUGACGAGAAGCAGAAGCAAGAAAGCAUAAGUGAUAUUUAAUAUCUUUAGUUUACUUUUAAGAGAUGUUUAUUUAACUGUACCGUGUUUGUGUCUACUCGGAAUCGAAUGCAUUAUUUUAGACGAUCCUAGUGUUUUCUUUACCAGAUUUUCCUUCGUUCUGUCUCCCAUCACUAAAGCCAUUUAUUCUGAAUAAAUUGAGUGAGCUUAUCAUUUUUUGUGUAUGCAUAGUUCAAGUACAUUUCUCGUAAAAGUUUUUUUUUGUUUAAAUGUAGAUCAUCAUUUGAUUAUUCAUUUCUUCCAGUUAGCAACAAACAAAACAAUAACUAGACCACGGGUCACAUGAAAGCAAACGUAUUCGCAUGAUUACAUGUUUCAUGUGCACGAGAUAGUUAGCAUUAUUUAACGAAUUUCAAUAAUGCUUGUAUUCGAAAAAAAAACACAAAUAUGCAAGAGAAAUCAAGAAAUGCCAUUUUUACAAUACUUGAGUAUAGGACUUUAAUGUUUAAAACUAAACAAAGCAAAUUAUAGCAGAAAGAGAAAAUCACACAAACAAGCAUAUAAACCUAUUAAAACAUAAGCGUAGAAUUGUACGGAUUUAAAAUCGAGUCAAUAUUCGUAGGAUUUGAAGCAACCGAUAGUUCCAGUGAGAGACUAUCCCGAUACAGAAGAGCAACAUGCUAUUGAAUCAAAAGAAGGUAAAAACCAUUAUACCUAAAACAGAGUACUCAUGAUGAAUUGUCGAAUACCACAUUUUUCGAAUCAUAUUAUACAUCGUUUUUACGUAAAAGAAAAGCAAGUCUACUGCUGUAUGGAUUUCUCAUCAUUGAGAUAAAAAAGGAAAUCAAAUUGAAACCGUUAGAGUAAUAUAUCUUAACCCGAGCAUGGUGGUACGAUGCGUGCCAGGCGUUUCUCGCCUGGUAUGUAUAAACAGAAAACAGGAUUGUAACAGCAACAAAAUGAAAAACAACAGCAACAAACAAUAUGGAUGGAUGUCUUUUAUUCGCAAUCACAACUAAACCAAUACGAAUGAAACAAAAUCGAAUGAAGAUUAUAUCUUGUAUGAAAAAUA